CUGGUCCAACGUGAGUGAUGAAGAAUGACAUCCUUGGAACAGAAGAUCUUCUUGUGGAAGCCACUGCCAAUGAUGCCGUGAGAUUUUAUCCUUGGACCAUUGAUAAUAAGUACUAUUCAGCCGACAUCAAUCUAUGUGUAGUGCCGAACAAGUUUCUUGUCACUGCAGAGAUUGCAGAGUCUGUCCAAGCAUUUGUGGUUUACUUUGACAGCACACAAAAAUCUGGUCUUGAUAGUGUCUCCUCAUGGCUUCCCCUGGCAGAAGCAUGGUUACCUGAGGUGAUGAUCUUGGUCUGCGAUAGAGUGUCUGAGGAUGGGGUAAACCGACAAAAAGCUCAAGAAUGGUGUAUAAAACAUGGCUUUGAACUGGUAGAACUUAGUCCGGAAGAGUUACCUGAGGAGGAUGAUGACUUCCCAGAAUCUACAGGAGUAAAGCGAAUUGUUCAAGCCUUGAAUGCCAAUGUCUGGUCCAACGUAGUGAUGAAGAAUGAUAGGAACCAAGGCUUUGGCCUUCUCAGCUCAUUGGCUGGAGCAAACCAUAGCAUUGGAUCAGCAGACCCGUGUCACUCAGAGCAGCCCCGUUUGCCAGCAGCAGAUAGGACUGAAUCCCUCCUGGAUCGUCGGAGUGGUGCAGCUAAUACAGCAGAUGCUCAGGUCGAUAGCAUUGUGGAUCCUAUGUUAGAUCUGGAUAUUCAAGAAUUAGCCAGUCUUACUACGGGCGGAGGAGAUUUGGAGAAUUUUGAAAGACUGUUUUCAAAGUUAAAGGAAAUGAAAGACAAGGCUGCGACACUUCCUCACGAGCAGAGAAAGUUGCAUGCAGAAAAGGUUGCCAAAGCCUUCUGGAUGGCAAUUGGGGGAGACAGAGAUGAAAUCGAAGGCCUUUCAUCUGAUGAAGAACACUAAAUUACUCCUACUAGGGUUUGACUAACAAAGAUGCUAACUCGCACUACCUGAGAUACUUUCCUGUCAACCCCGUUACGUUUUGCUGAACUUUCCAUUAUCCUGUUGGCUACCUGAUUUGUUCAUAGGAUCCUCUUAAUUUUAGUUUUUAGUAGAGGGUUAAGGAGAAAGUUUUUCUCCCUCGGGAUAUUGUAAAGGAGUGAGGAGUAUAAUGACAGUAAGGACUGAUAAUUUUUCAGAUAUGCUUUUUUGUUCUAGGAAUGGAAGGGAAUGAGAGGCUCAGAGGUUGUGUGUGAUUUGCCCAAGUUAAAGAAGAAGCCACUCUUAGUCAGCUUUUCUGGUGCAUGCCCUGUGGUCACACUUGAGGAUGCACAUCAGGAGCUUGUGCCACCUUUCCUGGGUGUUCUGGAUUUUCUGCUUCUGAGGAGCUUGCUGCUCUGAGCUUUGAUGCUUUUGCAUCAAAAGAAAGGAAGCAGCUGCAGAUUCAAUUUGUGCUAUAGUACAGGUGGGGCCAGUGGCAGUGGCCCUCAGGUUAAUAUCUAGCUAAAAAGUUGCUCUGGGCAUUUCAAUUAAAGUAUAGUGUCUGAGCUCAUGCUAGAAAGUAUUGAGGAGCCAGUGUAACAUUUUAGACUAUAAUAAAUGAGGCAAAGGUUUCCUACUCUGGUAGGGAUAAAACAGAUCCCUUUACAAAGUUGGGGGGUGAGGAGGGUGGGUGCGGUUUGCAUGUGUGUAAGAGACAGAGAGGAACUUAAGUAAUUCCCUAUAAUGGGCUGUUGAAACAGUCUGUGAUCACACACGGAAGUUUUGGCAUUGCCUUUAUCAUGAAUAAACUCUUCUUCCUUAGAGUUUUCUUGAGAUGUCAGAGCUGUGUUGUCACACUUUAUACCCUCCUCUCUGAAAGACAGACCACUGCCUAAUAGUAAUACUAAAGAGUGAGUAAGGUAGAAAAGGAUGUGAAAACAUUAGGCAGUGAGUCCCUGAGUACCUUCUGUUACUUCCUGGGCUGAGUGGGUCAGCCCCUGGGGAACUGACCACCAAAGGGAAAGUUUCCAAAGGAAGAGUUGGAAAUACAGCAAAUAACCCAUCACUGUGGUGGCCGCUGCAUGGCUCUAAAUGGCACAGGGUCCCAGAGCUGGGUGGUGCUGGCACCGGGGCUGAGCACUACUUCUUGGUCUAGUGUGCUCACUAGCAGAAACAACUUUCAGAUCCCUGUGCUCCAUCUUCCAAGCACUGGGACGUGAGGCAGAAGCAGAAGGAACGGAGGGUUCACGGUGCCAGGCCAGGGCGACCACAGGAGCAAAGGUUGCAGUGAUUGGAGCAUUCAGGAAGAGCCAUUUCAGGGAACUUUGGUGGCUGUCUUGCUUGGUGACUUUUUUUUAUUUACUAUUCUGAAGGAUUAUUCACCAUUCCAUCAGUGUUUCUUUGAGAUGACUGGAUCAGCCAUUCAUUAGGAAUAUAAGGAAAGUUAGCUCCUUGCUGCAAAAUAAAAGGUGGAACAUGUUUUUCUUAAAAUAUGAGAGGUUUUAGAAAAUACAUUAGGAUCAUUGGUUAGAGAAAACAGACGAAAAAAAAAGCUGUGAACUUGAACUUGAUUUUGUGGCUUAAACCAAGCCAGAUGAUUAAAAUGUGAUUUGUAUAUAAAA
Myotis brandtii (Brandt's bat) is the source of this 2542-nucleotide messenger RNA. RefSeq names its product alpha- and gamma-adaptin binding protein (gene AAGAB). The record is from RefSeq and is a predicted model, not a curated record. The transcript is spliced from 12 exons. The coding region runs from base 18 to 902 and encodes 294 amino acids. Lineage: Eukaryota; Metazoa; Chordata; Mammalia; Chiroptera; Vespertilionidae.